AUGGUGCUUGUUAAUAAGUCUAAAUGGGUUCGACCUGCAGCAGAUUUUGUAAAGGUUAAUUGUGAUACAUCAUUGGACUUGAAGAAUAGGAGAAAGGGGGUGAGAAUAAUUAGUAGAAAUGAAGAGGGAGAGGCACUGCUUGCGGUGUGUGAUAGUAGAAGGAAUGUACAGUCUCCGAAAGUUGCAGAAAGUAUGGCUCUGUGGAAGGCAAUGCAGAUUUGUAAUGAACUCAAUAUUCAGAAAGUCAUCUUUGAAGGGGAUGCAAAGACAGUUAUCAUGGCUGUGAAAAAUGAUGAAGAAAUUUUGUCUCUUGUUGGUCCUUUGAUAGAUGAUAUUAGAAAUGUCUUUAAGCUUAGGAAGGACUGGUUUUUACAAUUUGAUUAUAGGGAAAAAAACUCUAUUGCACACAAUUUGGCUAAGGCUGCUUUACACUUAGAUUUGGAAAAAAUUUUGAUAGAAGAAGUUCCGGUCUUCAUAGUCAAUAAUCUGAAUUUUGAUAGAAGAUGUAAACAUGAAACACUUUUAUAA
Juglans regia (Persian walnut) is the source of this 528-nucleotide messenger RNA. RefSeq lists its product as uncharacterized. Gene Ontology annotation, molecular function: RNA-DNA hybrid ribonuclease activity; nucleic acid binding. The coding region runs from base 1 to 528 and encodes 175 amino acids. The transcript has a single exon. The record is from RefSeq and is a predicted model, not a curated record. NCBI's taxonomy places the organism in Eukaryota, Viridiplantae, Streptophyta, Magnoliopsida, Fagales, Juglandaceae.